AUGAUUUUAGCAUUUAUCAUAGCUCAAAUCAUUCAAACUCAAGCCUUGCUAAAGCCAUUAUCACCAGGCCUUCUCCAAAGUCCAAAUAACGGAUUAAUAUCUCCAAACACAGAAAAUUGCGCAUAUUGAAGCUCUUCAGAGCAAAUUAUCGAAAACUAUCAAUUUUAUGAGCCUUUUGGCUUUUCUACUCAAUCAGUUUCUUAUAUUUUUAACACUUGCCCAACUCAAUCAAAACGCUGCUCAAUUGAUCUUUCUAUUUUCGAUUUGAUGUAA
Molecule: messenger RNA, 273 nt
Organism: Blepharisma stoltei
Lineage: Eukaryota; Ciliophora; Heterotrichea; Heterotrichida; Blepharismidae
Source: the annotation of a GenBank genome assembly